Molecule: messenger RNA, 822 nt
Organism: Gongylonema pulchrum
Lineage: Eukaryota; Metazoa; Nematoda; Chromadorea; Rhabditida; Gongylonematidae
Source: the annotation of a GenBank genome assembly
AUGUUGCUUUGGGGCCCAAUAUUUCAUUGCAGCGAGAAAGAAACAGUAAACGACAUUUGUUAUGAAGAAUUAAAGCGGCAAAAAGAAGAUGCCGAGCGUCAACUGGUGGACGAGCGUGCACGUACCGUCGUACUGCAGAACGCCACCGAACAACUUGAAUGGAGCCUCGGUGAAUUUAAGCAGUGGCUGAGCGACGCUCGAGCAAGAAUCGGCGACCUGGAGAGGAUGUUGGAUGAAGAGAAAUGUAGAUCACAUUUAUUAGCGAACCUCAACGAGGUAUUAGACACCAAACCUGACCAAAUUCCGCUUGGCCAGCAAGCUGCACUGGAAGUCAAAGCAUUACCCGAGCUGAAUGAGGAAUUACGUACAAAGCAGCGAGAAAUUGACGAUUUAAUCACCAGAGCAAAAGAUGCCGAAUGGAGCCUAGGAGAACACAAACAGUGGCUAACUGAUGCCAACAACAGGGCGAACCAUUUGGAUCAAUUAUGUCACGAGAAGGAUCUUGCCAUAGAAGAUUUAACGAACAAGCUGCGUGAUGCUGAACAUCAACUUCUUGAAAUUCAUGCGCCAGACAAUAUUGAUGAGCUCAAUUCAACAAUUGCUAAUCUGCGCAAUGAGUUGACGGGAGCUGAAAAAACAGUGCAGGAGCUGGACAAGGCGAAGAAGGAUGCCGAAUGGUUCCUUGGUGAGCAUAAGGACUGGCUCCAGAAUGCUAACAACAGGAUCAAAGAUCUGGAAGAAGCUUGCAUCCAAAAAGACGCCAUCCACAACGAUACUGUGCGUACUCUAAAUGAGAAGAUUGCAGAGCUUCAAAGGAGGUGA